UUGGAAGCACAUAGUCAACACGCUCUAUUCCUUGAACAGUCUAUGUUUCCAUCGAAAUAUAAACCUAAUCGUACGAAAAACGUAGUACUAGAUAGAAAAAAGCACAUGAAUCCAACCUGAACAUUUCUUUCUUUUCGACUUUUUCUUUACCCAUUCCCACGAACUCCAGCGAACCCAAAUUUCCAAAGCUUCAAUCUCAGCAAUUCUUCAAUUUCUUCAUGGGAUUUGAUACUCACCAGCCAUGAGCAAAUCCGGAAACUUCAUUCACAACCUAUUCAAACCCUUCCAUUUCGGUUCUAAGAAAGACGGACAGAAAGAGGACCUAGAGAGGAUCGCGGCACAAGAAAAGAAGCAAUUCCCUUUUGAAACCCUAGUUAAAGCAACCAAUAAUUUCAACCAAAAUCAUAAGCUAGGCCAAGGCGGUUUUGGUCCUGUCUACAAAGGGAGGUUGGAGGAUGGGAGAGAGAUUGCGGUGAAGAAGCUGUCGCAGAGCUCGAAUCAGGGGAAGAGAGAGUUCAUGAAUGAGGCGAAGCUGUUGGCGCGUGUGCAGCAUCGCAAUGUGGUGAAUUUGUUAGGCUACUGCAUGCACGGCGUAGAGAAGCUACUCGUGUACGAGUAUGUAGCUAAUGAGAGUCUUGACAAGGUUCUCUUCAAGUCUGGUCGACGGGAAGCACUUGAUUGGAAGCGGAGGUAUGACAUAAUUAUGGGUAUUGCUCGGGGCUUGCUUUACCUUCAUGAAGAUUCGCACACAUGCAUCAUUCACCGUGACAUCAAGGGCGGCAAUAUACUACUAGAUGAUAAAUGGGUCCCAAAAAUUGCUGAUUUUGGCAUGGCCCGCCUUUUUCCCGAAGAUGAAACGCACGUCAACACCCGUGUAGCUGGUACCAAUGGAUAUAUGGCUCCUGAGUAUGUAAUGCAAGGGCAUCUAUCUGUUAAGGCAGACGUAUUCAGCUUUGGAGUUGUGGUUCUGGAACUGGUGAGUGGUCAGAAGAACUCAACUUUCAACUCAAGUCUGGAAGACCAGAAUCUACAGGAAUGGGCAUAUAAAUUGUACAAGAAAGGCAAAAGCUUGGAGGUGAUGGACCAGACCUUGAUGUCAUCUGCAGUUCCUGAUCAGGUAGCAAUGUGCGUACAUUUAGGGUUGCUUUGCACCCAAUCCGAUCCACAGCUACGGCCCAACAUGCGCCGUGUGGUGGUACUGCUUUCGAAAAAGCCAAGCGUCCUCGAAGAACCAACUAGACCUGGAUAUGCUGGUUCCAGAUAUAGAAGAUCUCGCAGACCCACUGCAUCAUCCUCCACUGCCGGAACUUCUAGUGAGUCCGGUUCCCAUACAUUUGGUUCCACCACCAAUACCAACAGUGCAACAGUAACUGCAACUGCAAGUGCAAGUGCAAGUGCAAGCACAUCAGCUCUUACAAGUCCAGGAUUAGAUCGUCAUGGAAAACGUCCCAUGCAAGGUUAGGCACACCUUAAAGAAAGAUUUUGUUUGUUCUUUUGUUUCGUCUGGGAGCAACGAGUCGGUGCUUUGGAUUUGGUGUUGGAGGAAAUUUAGUUCAAAGUUUUAACGGAAUUUCUUUCAAUUCCAAAUUCAAAACGCUGAUUCGAUGCUCCCAAAGAUAGCAUUUGUGCAUUCAGGUUUGUAUCAUUGUUUUAGUAAAUAUGUAAAUUUUAGAGAAUGCUGAGUUAAAUUAAUACCAAGGUGGGGGUUAGGAGUGACAUUCA
Molecule: messenger RNA, 1722 nt
Organism: Cornus florida
Lineage: Eukaryota; Viridiplantae; Streptophyta; Magnoliopsida; Cornales; Cornaceae
Product: cysteine-rich receptor-like protein kinase 43
Exons: 6
Coding region: 242-1462 (406 amino acids)
Biological process (GO): protein phosphorylation
Molecular function (GO): ATP binding; protein kinase activity
Source: RefSeq, a predicted model, not a curated record